This is a messenger RNA of Fukomys damarensis (Damara mole-rat), 1348 nucleotides long. It is a transcript of the gene Ptgdr2, whose product is annotated as prostaglandin D2 receptor 2. The coding region runs from base 287 to 1348 and encodes 353 amino acids. Gene Ontology annotation, cellular component: plasma membrane. Gene Ontology annotation, biological process: positive regulation of cytosolic calcium ion concentration; complement receptor mediated signaling pathway; inflammatory response. The record is from RefSeq and is a predicted model, not a curated record. NCBI's taxonomy places the organism in Eukaryota, Metazoa, Chordata, Mammalia, Rodentia, Bathyergidae. The transcript has 3 exons. Gene Ontology annotation, molecular function: complement receptor activity; G protein-coupled receptor activity.
CGAACCUCCUGUCUCAGCCUCCUAAAGUGUUGGGAUUACAGACGGGCACCACGGCACCCAGCAAGAGGCUGACUUUGGAACCCUAACCCAAUGCCGGGCCUUGCCUCCCUGUGAACAGACACCGCCAGGUUCCAGGCCACCCUGGUUCCCUCGGCCGGGAGGACGGGACUCUUCUGUACCGCCAGAGACCUGGAAGGGUGGAGCGGUGUCCUCCCUGGGCCGGCGCAGUGACGCCCCGCUGGUACCCCGUCGGGAGCAGCAGCCUGCUCCGGGGCGGGCAGCACAAAUGGGUCUACAGCGCGGGGGACGGCGCCCCUCAAUGUCCCCGCCCACACGAGCAAGCACACACCCCAGCGAGCGUUUCCUCCUCAGCUCGCUGUCCCUGGACUGUCCUGGCUGCAUGUCGCUGCCGCUGCCGGAGUCCAGGCCCGCCAUGGCCAACGCCUCCCUGAAGCCGCUGUGCCCCGUCCUGGAGCAGAUGAGCCAGCUGCAGGCCCACGGCAACUCCAGCCUGCGCUACAUGGACCACGCGUCGGUCACGCUGCACGGGCUGGCGGCGCUGCUGGGCCUGGCGGAGAACGGCCUCAUCGUCUUCGUGGUGGGCUGCCGCAUGCGCCAGACCGUGGUUACCACCUGGGCGCUGCACCUGGCCCUGUCCGACCUGCUGGCCUGCGCCUCGCUGCCCUUCUUCACCUACUUCCUGGCUGUGGGGCACUCGUGGGAGCUGGGCACGGCCUUCUGCAAGCUGCACUCGUCCGUGUUCUUCCUGAACAUGUUCGCCAGCGGCUUCCUGCUCAGCGCCAUCAGCCUGGACCGCUGUAUGCGCGUCGUGCGCCCGGUGUGGGCGCAGAACCACCGCUCGGGUCUGCCCCCUGCUCCGCUGGCUGCGGAGGCCCCAGGCCACGUCCCUGGGGAGCGAUGUCACGCACAGCUCGGCCUCCAGAUAGGUGCGGGCAGGUCCCUGGAAACCGCGGCUCCAAAACCCCCACCCCUGAUGCUCGCAGAAAUAAAGUGCGCCAAUGCUGUGCGUCUCAACCUCGUGUCUCGGGGAUCCUUGGGCAUAGUCGCCAUGCUCCCACCCUUUGUUUUGAGAUCCCCCUGCCUCAGCUUCCCAGAGCAUGAGGUUGGCAGGCGGGUGCCAUCCCACGGAGUAGUGUUUCCCACACUUGGCGUGGCGCAAGGUAAACGUGGGGUGGCCUCCCCAGAGCAGGGCGGCAAGUCCCGCAGGCGCCGGGGCGGGGAGGGAAGCUUGAUGACCCGCAUCAGGGGUCAGCGCGCCGCCCCUGGUGCAGACAGGCACGGCAGGCCACUCUUACCCCGCAGCCCGUUGCCCGGGGCGCCCUUCUAG